Messenger RNA from Zonotrichia leucophrys gambelii, 3025 nucleotides. Its product is annotated as malignant fibrous histiocytoma-amplified sequence 1-like. Bases 70 to 2640 code for a protein of 856 amino acids. NCBI's taxonomy places the organism in Eukaryota, Metazoa, Chordata, Aves, Passeriformes, Passerellidae. The record is from RefSeq and is a predicted model, not a curated record. The transcript is spliced from 11 exons. Gene Ontology annotation, molecular function: protein binding.
GGCACGAGAGGAGGAAGCGAAAGGGGGAGGCGAGCGCCAGGAGGAUCCAGCUGGGGCCACGCUGCAGUCAUGGCCCAGCCCAGAGCCUGUCAGGAGCAGGAGGACAGAUUGCAUGAAGUGAAUCUCUCUACCCAGAGGCUGCGUGUGCUCCCUCCCUCAGUCCUGAGCAAUUCCAUGCUGGAGAGCCUUGACCUUGACAGGAACAAGCUCAGGAGCAUCACUGGCAUUUCUAAGCUUUGCAACCUCAAGAAGCUGAUAUUGUCCAAGAAUGAGUUUGUGGACUUUCCCAAUGAAAUCCAGAGCCUGGUCUGUUUGGAGAGGCUUGAGCUGAAUCAGAACCAAAUCCGGAUCAUCCCAGAGGGGGUUUUUUCCCAUCUCCCCAGGCUUAAGCACCUGCGGCUGAACAACAACCGUCUGUGUGCCCUCCCCAGGGACCUGGCAGCCUGUGGGGGCAGCCUCCAGUACCUGAACAUCUCCAACAACCUGUUCCGCACCUUCCCGCAGCCCGUCCUGCAGCUGGCACGCUUACAGGAGCUCCAUGUGCAGAACAACGCCCUCCGCCAGCUCCCCAGGGAGCUCUUCCAGGGACAGUCCCUGAAGACGUUUAAGGCCAGUGGGAACCCUCUCCGUGAGCCGCCCAGUGAAGUGUGUGCUGGUGGCAUUCGGCAGAUUCGGAAUUACUUCAACCAGCUUCAGCAUGGUUCGGGGCAGGAGGACAAGAGGGUCAAGACCAUGUUCCUGGGGGCCUCGCUGGCAGGGAAGUCCACCAUCUGCAGGAGCCUGAAGCAAGGGCGAUCCAAACUGGUGCCCAAGGAAGAGCGAACAGUUGGGAUAGAGAUCAGUGAGUUCCAGAUCGAGGACUUCACAUUUCUCUUCUGGGAUUUUGCUGGCCAGCUGGAAUACUACAUGACUCACCAUGUGUUCAUCACCCCACAGGCGCUCGUCAUCCUCGUCAUCAAUCUUCACAUGUACCAAACUAAUGACAAAACUUUCAAGGAGCUCGUUGGUUUCUGGAUCAACAACUUGUCCAUGCGAGUCCCAAACUCAGUGGUGCUUCCUGUGGGAACCCAUGUGGACUGCUGCCAGGAGCAGGAGGUAGCAGAGAAGACCCAUGACAUCAUGGCCAGGAUCACAGCCAUGUUGGCAGAGAGAAAAAGCAACCUUGCUCACUUCAUCGACAACCUGGAGGGCAGUGAGGAGCCCAAGUUUUACGUGGACCAGUGGGAGAGGCUGAAGGAGAUGGAGAGCUGCACAUUAACUAUCUUAAACUUAGUUGCUGUCAACUGCACGGAUCACCGUGCCAUCAGAAAGCUCGAGGCCACUAUUUUGAAGCAUGUGAGGAAUGAGGAGCUCUUCCCGGAGGUUGUCCGAGUGCUGCCGCCUGUCUACAGGCAGGUGGAAGCUGCCAUCGCGGAUAUUGCAGGGAGCGAGGAGGUGGCCGACCACGGCAUGAUGGACCUCCAGUACCUGCUCAGCAAACUCUCCCAGCGCGAGAACUUGGCCAGCCUGAGCAGAGAGCUCCUCCGGGACAUCUUGCGGUACCUCCACCGCAUCGGGCUCGUCGUGUGGUAUGAGGAAAUCAAGCACUUGGAAAGCACUGUCUUCCUCCAGCCUACAUUUCUAAUAACCAUGUUCAAGCUCCUGGUGCGGCACCAGCUCGUCCAGCAGCUGGAGAGCGUCUCUGUGGAGACGCUGAUCGGGGAACACGCCACCAUCAGAGACAGGGCCAACUGGGUGUGGACCUUCAAGUCCAAGGCAAUGCUGUGCCACCAGGCUGUGCGUGCCUUGGUGAAGCACCAGCUCUGUUCGGAAGGCAUGCGGGAUGUCUUUGAGGAAAUCAUGGGACCCAGGCCUCACAGAGGGAGAGGGAAGCUCUUCAGCCUCCUGGAGCACUUUGAGCUCUGCAUGGAGGUGAAGCACACUGAGGCACUCAACCCACAGGCCAGGGAGUUUGUGCCUGGGCAGCCAUGGGAGACAACACAGAGCCAAGGCAAGUCCUGGUACUUGUUCCCCACCUAUCUGAACCAGACAGAGGAAGUGUCUGAGGUCUGGGGAGGAGAUCACCUCGAGGACCUCCACAUCCGUGCCUACUUCUCACCCGAAAUACCUGAGGGCUUCUUCCAGAGGUUCCUGGUGAAAGCUUGCUCCUUCUAUUCCACACACUGGGUGGCCAAGGUGACCUGCCUGCUUGUAUACAAUGGCAAACCUCUGCUGAUCAAAGAGAAUAACCAGAGGGCCUACAGCUACCUGGAGCUCCGCAGCAGAAAGCCAUCAGAAAGGACAGGGUUCCAGUUUGCUUGGGAUUUCCUCGUGGCAGUUGUGCUCAUCACCCAGAAGCUCGCUGAGGAGUGGCCGGGGCUGCACGUGUGUGUGAAGUCUCCCUGCCGAACGUCCGGCUGCCCAGCAGAGUUCCUCUGGCCAGACAUGGAUGGCACAGGUGCCACGACAAAGGAAGACGUUAAAACCUGCGGGACGUGUGGACACCGCUUUGGUGCAGAGCUGCUCCUGCCCAAAGUACCCAGGCCACUGGAGGAACCCCCAGCACAGCCAUCUGCUCACUAUUACGUGACAAGCUACGGGACCACCACCUUUGGGCCCAGCAGCAUCCAGGUCACUCGGCAGAACAUCUCCAGUGAGUAACUCUGGGCGGCGCUCAAUGAAGAAUUACUUUUGUUUAGCCCAGGCCAAGCUGUCCUCAACACAUUCUGCUUGUGACUUAUGUUUGCAGCCUUUAUGCAGGAGAAUAAAUGCAUUGAUAAAUGCAUCCCUUCACACUGGGAAGUCACUUCAUCCACUCAAAUUUAAGGGGAAGAAGGUGCUGAUAAAGCUCUCUGAUACCAGCCCUCCCCUGCCAGCAGGGACUUUGCUGAGACAAGGCUGGGCACGGGCUCCCAUGGUUUUGGGGGUAGAAGGGGGUGGUGAAGAUUUCAGACUGAUAGCAGAGGCAGAUAUCCAGGCAAAAGAGGACAACAUUUCUAUAUAUAUAUAUUUUUUAACUUGGAAAAAAUAAGAAAAUACAUCUGUA